Messenger RNA from Diachasmimorpha longicaudata, 3022 nucleotides. Its product is annotated as protein charybde-like. The transcript is spliced from 4 exons. Bases 443 to 922 code for a protein of 159 amino acids. Gene Ontology annotation, biological process: negative regulation of signal transduction; regulation of TOR signaling; apoptotic process. NCBI's taxonomy places the organism in Eukaryota, Metazoa, Arthropoda, Insecta, Hymenoptera, Braconidae. Gene Ontology annotation, cellular component: cytoplasm. The record is from RefSeq and is a predicted model, not a curated record.
CUCCCUUUGUCCCUAUGCGCCCCGCGUCUACACCAGCGGUCAGGAAGAGCCGAAGUUGGCCGAGUCGCGCGACCGAUGGCACCCGAUGCCGGCUCACUGCGAGACAUCACGUAGCCGGUGUUGCUAGGUGCUCCGGUGGGGUUGUCCAGUGGAUGGUGGUGGGGAUAAGGAUAUAUAAGGGCCUUCACACCAGCCGGCGAAUCAGUUGAGUGAGAAAGCGAGGGGUAUGUGCGACGAUUAAAUCGUGAUUAUUUGGAACAAUAAAAGUAACCGGCUUCGGUGAAUAAUUUGAGAGAUUUUUCGAGAAGACCAUUGACGGCUGUUGACAUCGAUUUAUUAGAAUUAUUCAAUUUAUUGCUGUGACAACGGGAUCGUUGUCGGUUUAUUAUCAUUUCUUCAUUUCGGUUAUUACUGGUGUUUCUGUGAUUUCUGGUCAGAGACAAUGGAGGUUUUAUCGUGCCCUGUUAAUGUCAAUUUCAGUAACAGUAGAGCUGGAUAUGUGACUGACGAAUUGGAUGGUGCCUGUCAGGCACUUGCCAAGAGACUCGAGGUCGAACUACGGGCAGCUAAACAUGCUCAGUUGACAUGUGGCGAGGUAUUGUUGCCGGCUGAUCUCCUACCCAGAAUAGCUAAAGAUGUUCUGACAAUGGCAGAGAACGAACCCUGUGGCCUUAGAGGUUGUACACUCUUCAUUAACUUCGAAACAGACAGUAUGUGUCGAAGGCUAUCGAGAAUACAGUGCGAUCCAAACACAGUAUCAACAUUCGAACUCUAUUUAACUCUUAAACAGGACCACACAUCGUGGCACAUACUCCUCCCGCAGUUCCUCAAAAAUCUCACCCGCGGCGGAACGAUAAUGAUCAGCCGUGAUUUCACUCUGGAGAAGAAAAAACUCUACAGAUCCUAUCAACAGGAGCAUUGAAGUAGUUACGUAUCACGGUUGAAAAACACAAGUAUUCGGAGGAAAAAAAAACUAUAAAAUAUGGUUCGUCCUUGUUUUAACCAUAAAAAAAUACAAAAGCAUGUCUGAUCAUGGGCAUUGUCUACCCAGUGACUCAUCAAGACAGCACGUGAGACUCAACAUUUCAAUAUUGAAGUGAUAAAGAUGAAAAAUGUAAGUUUGAUUCUUCAAUCAACAUUACUGGCUUCUGGAAUAUCGUUUUUAUUCGAUUAAUCGAAUGAUUGAAAUUUAAUUGUAAGAGUAAUCAUGAUAUUAGGGGUAGGGGAGAGAUAUUUCAACGUUGAGAAAAAAAUAUUUCGUGCCUCGAAUUCAUUUUAUUUAUUUUCUAUUUUUAUUUUGAGGUAAAGAGAAGUGCAUUGUGAUAGCAAUUUCAAUGGAUAAAUGAUUUAAAAAAAUACAAAUUUUAUGUAGUCAUAGUCAGUACGCUCUUCUAACAAGAGAUAUAUCAUCGUUGGUGGAAAUGCGUCAGUGAGACUUGUGAGAAAGAAAAAUAUAAUUACGAUAAUAAAAUCGGGAAAUCAUUUACCACGUGAUAUUCAAGUGUUUGAAGGGGAAGGGAGGAGAAAAAUGCAAUUGCAAAUUGAUGAAAGUUCUAUCGCAUUGAGCGAGAUAUAUGAUAAAUCCAUCUGUUUUUCACGAAUGAUUAAGGAGCAGUUAUUUGCAGAACAUGAGCAACGACGUAUUUACAUUAGAUAUACCAAUACACCAAUAUUCAUGAGGGAGUCACUGCACACCAUUGAAUGUGCAUACAUUAGUCUCAGCUGCUCAGCUGAAACACUCGUUCUUUCAAGAUUUUUUUUCUUCGUUUCGUUCGAUUUGCAAUGUUUUUUUUUCAUUAUCGCAUUGAUCUUUUUUUUUACUACUUUUGUACUUAGAUAAAUUGACACUAGAAAAUGCAUUUUUACGUCAUUAUUUUGCCAUACAAAUUGCACGAUCUAGAGGCGAAAGGAAUUGGUGAAAUUUUUCGUUUCUAUCUGCAGAUUUUUUUUUACAUUGAUUUGUUAAUUAGAAUAUCGAGAAACGUGGCAGUUGAAACACAUUGAGUGGGUCAUUUUAAAUUACUUGAAAAUGAAUGUAAUGCCAAAUUGAAUUGGUGAUUUUUUGCGAUAUUACCUGAAUUAAAAAACAAAACAAAUUUAUGAAAUAAAUGUAAAUUGUGUGAUGAUUGAUCAUAAAAAUAAGGAAUUUUAGCUGAUUGGUGUGUCGUUCUGAUAAAUUACACGAAAAUUAAAUUUAUCCUAUUGAUAUUAAGAGUGAGGUUUCAUAUAAAAUUCAGUAAAUGGCACGAACGCACAGGCAAUCGUGGAUUGCGAAUUUUUCGGUAAAUGAAUCAUCCAAUAUUUGCAUUGAUAAGUUUUUAACUUGUAAAGAAUAAAUGCAUGUGAUCUUCAUUAAUACAUAAGUAGUCGUUAGACAGAGUAUAAAAAAAGCUAUGAUUACGUUAUAUUUUAUACUGAGUUGAAAAAUAUAGAGUCAAGAGAGAGAGAAAGAGAGAAAAGAAAUAAGAAAAUGAUAUAAAAAUAUGUAUUUAAUUUUUUCACGUAGUUAAUAAUCAAUUGAGUAUAUUCGUCCGAGUAAUUAGACAGUUUUGUUUAGAAACCUAACUAAUAAAAGAUGAAUCUGUAUCAUACAUAUCCCACCGAUGUUACACUCGUAAUUGUCUGUAAAUAAUCGCAAACACAAAUUUCAUUUCUCCAUUGAAUUCAUUUUAGCCGUUAUUGCAAUUUCAAGUAUUGAAUCAAUAGAUUAAUCGCAAUAAAUUCAUGACAGUAUUGUUUAUAUUUCGCACCAAGCUUCUAGUUAACUGAUUAAACAACUAUCAGACCAGACAAUUGCCACUGGCAAUUGUUCAAACCAAUAACUGAGUAAAUAAGAUUAUAAAGAACCAUAAACAAUUUAUUACAAUGUAAUAAUUAUCGACUUUUGCAAUAUAUAUUUUGUAUUAUGAACUACACCACUAUGUGAUGCUAUUUUUAAUUCGUAAUGUUCACUUGUAGGAAUUUUCAAGUGCUGAAAGACAUUUGAUGAAUAAAUUUUGUUUAUUAUGAUGAGAAAAAUAAA